AUGAGCACCUUAGCAGAAGUUUAUAGGAUAAUUGAAAACGCUGAGCAGAAAUGCCGAAAAGGAGAUUUUGCUAAUGCAAGAGUGAAAUACCAAGAAGCCAUCGAAGUAUUAGGUCCACAGAACGGGAAUUUAUAUCGAAAUGAAUUAAGUCCAGACGUUUCACAAGCUAUCGAUUUAUUAAAACAGGACAUCACGGUGAAAAUUCAAGAAUUAGAGCUUUUGAUUGAAAAGCAAUCACCGGAAGAGAAUAGCAUUGGAAUGGUGAAAAACAAUAUGCUUAUUGGUACAGUUAUUCUAAACAACAAAGCCUCGAUAAAUGGGGUGGGUAAUACUAGAAACUGGGAUAACUCAGUAUACCAGGACACACUAAACCCCAUAAACGAUCCAGUCCUCAUAUCGAUUCUAAAUCGCUUACAGUCGAAUUUGAAUAAUGACAUUCAACUAAAAGUGGAAGGAGAAAAAAUUCCCAAAAACUCGGAAAUGAAAAUCAACUUAAGGCUGGAACAAUUUAUGAAGGAAUUGGUGCUGUAUGAGGAGAAAAAAUUCAAGGAAUAUGGUAUUAAAAUCGACCAAGUUACGAAAGAAAACAAAAAAUUGUCAAACGAAAUUGGAAGGCUGAGAGAGCGUUGGGACAGUUUAGUAGAAAGUGCUAAGCAAAGAAGAGACAAACAACAAAACUAA
Molecule: messenger RNA, 681 nt
Organism: Saccharomyces kudriavzevii IFO 1802
Lineage: Eukaryota; Fungi; Ascomycota; Saccharomycetes; Saccharomycetales; Saccharomycetaceae
Gene: ATG38
Product: Atg38p
Exons: 2
Coding region: 1-681 (226 amino acids)
Source: RefSeq, a predicted model, not a curated record